AUGUCCGGUCUAUGUUGUCUUUGGGCAACUAUCCCGGAGGGACGUGAAGAGUGGUACGAGAACGAAUAUCUACCAUCAAUUAACUCGCCAAAUGCGAAGCAUGGCCUGCAUACCGAGGUCACAGCGAGCGGUAUGGAGGACGAGCCAGUGGGGAAGUUGGAUUCGCCGUGGCCUUAUAUGACUGUGUGGGAGGUAAAUUCCAUCGACCAGUCCAACAAGGACAUGUAUGAUUUAUCAUACCAUCCACCCAGCAGCGAGUUGAUUGGCUCGCUCAAGGAUCUGCGUUUCGACAUCCGAUCAUAUCGAGAGAUCAAGAGUUGGCAACAAGACGAUUGGUCAGGUGACGGUGGUGGUAAGAUCACGGGACAGGAUGAAGCCGGCGAUGACGGACUAAUGUCGCUAGACAUCGAAUACGUCGCAAGCGUAGCGGCAAUGGAAUGGACCGUGGCUGCGGAUAAAGAAGAAGAGGUCAUAAAGUACUACAAGGAUGUCGUCGGUCCUACAAUAUCUAGUUCACCGGACGUACUGCGGUUUCGCCUCUUUCGGAUCGACCAUGCGGCGACCAUGCAGGGUGCAAAGUUCGAGACCAAAGAGAAGGACGAGCUACACACUUACUUUACUCUUGUUGAGCUAGAGUCCGAGCAGUGGCCAUGGGAUGUGGUUGUCGAUCUUGCGGAGGACGAAAGGUGGAAGAAUUACUUCGAGGGGCAGCAAGUCGUGAAAUGGCAGCUCAGUCAUUACUUGUCGAAGAGAGUAUACGGGUUGGAUAAGAAAGACUCUACGCCGAGGUAA
Alternaria atra is the source of this 792-nucleotide messenger RNA. RefSeq lists its product as uncharacterized. The transcript has 2 exons. The record is from RefSeq and is a predicted model, not a curated record. Bases 1 to 792 code for a protein of 263 amino acids. NCBI's taxonomy places the organism in Eukaryota, Fungi, Ascomycota, Dothideomycetes, Pleosporales, Pleosporaceae.